GAGAAAAGAGGUCAGCGAAAGCAAGGUGACAAAAAUACAGGGUUUAAGUGUGUAUUGUGUGAAAUGAAUGUAAACAAGAGUUAUAGUUUGUUUCUUACAUUGUGCUGGCCUGGAUUUCAACAACUGGCCCCUAUCAAGUCACUUUGUAGCCUUUAAUUCAGUUGCUUCAGGCCCUAGCAAUCAAAUUUCUGAAAUCCCUUGAAAAUAUUGCCAGAAUGAUCAUUAUCCAUUCCAGGUAAAAGCAUUUACGGGGAAAGAUUUGAAGAUGAAAAUUUCAAGCUCAAGCACUAUGGUCCUGGCUGGCUGAGUAUGGCUAAUGCUGGUAAAGAUACCAAUGGUUCACAGUUCUUUAUUACAACUGUAAAAACAAGCUGGCUGGAUGGCAAGCAUGUUGUGUUUGGUAAAGUUCUUGAGGGCAUGGAUUUGGUGAAGAAGAUUCAAGAAGUGGAUGUGGAUGGAAGCACCCCAAAGAAAGACGUAAAGAUCGCAGACUGUGGAGUUUUACAAGUAGACAAACCUUUCAACGUCGAUAAGGAAUCUAGUGAAUAGGAACCAUUUGUCCGACCAACUGUCUGUUUUGUAAUUCAUGGAGUUUUAAUAAAAAAAGUCAUAUAUAUUUGA
Molecule: messenger RNA, 621 nt
Organism: Orbicella faveolata
Lineage: Eukaryota; Metazoa; Cnidaria; Anthozoa; Scleractinia; Merulinidae
Product: peptidyl-prolyl cis-trans isomerase B-like
Biological process (GO): protein folding; protein peptidyl-prolyl isomerization
Cellular component (GO): cytoplasm; intracellular membrane-bounded organelle
Molecular function (GO): cyclosporin A binding; peptidyl-prolyl cis-trans isomerase activity
Source: RefSeq, a predicted model, not a curated record